Messenger RNA from Scedosporium apiospermum, 3549 nucleotides. RefSeq names its product Bacteriodes thetaiotaomicron symbiotic chitinase. Gene Ontology annotation, biological process: carbohydrate metabolic process. Gene Ontology annotation, molecular function: chitin binding; hydrolase activity, hydrolyzing O-glycosyl compounds. The record is from RefSeq and is a predicted model, not a curated record. NCBI's taxonomy places the organism in Eukaryota, Fungi, Ascomycota, Sordariomycetes, Microascales, Microascaceae. The coding region runs from base 1 to 3549 and encodes 1182 amino acids. The transcript has 5 exons.
AUGGCUUCCUUCAAGGAACGCCGCUCCACGUUCCUUUCACUACUUUCACUCACUUUCUUUGUUCUUCUCGCCCUCUACAUCGGCGGCAGAAAUGGCAGCUCUCCGGUAGAGGUCCCCCAGCUGCAUGCCCGGUCUGAGGGCCUGGCCACCGGCGGUUCCGCCCCUGUCUCACCAGCUGCUGGCAAUGCGCCGGUUUCGUCCGUCCCCCACGGCCUUGUACGUCGGCAGGAAGACGACCCCUACACCUGUGGCCCCGGCCGCCCAUGCUCCAACGGAGCCUGCUGCGGACCUUCUGGCAACUGCGGUUAUUCGCCGGCGUACUGCGGCGACGGAUGCCAAUCCAACUGCGAUGCCAAGGCCGAGUGCGGCCAGUACGCUGCGAACCCCGGCCAGACCUGCAAACUCAACGCCUGCUGCAGUCAGCACGGUUUUUGCGGUACCACCGAGGAAUUCUGCACGGAUGGCUGUCAGUCAAACUGCAUCCUCGAGCCUCAGCCGCCGGGGGGCUCGCCCAAGGGCGCGGCGCUCGACAAGGUCAUCGGCUACUAUGAGGGCUGGAGCUACCGGUCGCCAUGCAACCAAAAGUCCCCGUCCGACCUGCCCCUGAAAGAGCUGACGCACCUUAACUACGCCUUCGUCUUCAUCGAACCCGAAACCUAUCAGCUCGUGACCAUGGACAUGGAGCACGAGGACGACCUGUGGCAGAUCACCGUCGAUGCCAAGCAGUAUAACCCCAACCUCAAGGUCUACGUCGCCGUGGGCGGCUGGACCUUCUCCGACAACGGCACCGUCACCCAGCCAUUGUUUGGCGAGAUUGCCCGCACCCAAGCGAACCGCCAAAAGUUCGCCGACGGCGUCGUCAAGUUUCUCAACAAGUACGGAUUCGACGGCCUCGACAUCGACUGGGAAUAUCCCGGCGCUGGCGACCGAGGCGGUCACGACGAAGACACGCCUAACUUUGUGCUCCUGAUGAAGACCCUCCGCAACACCUUUGACGCGUCGCCGCGGCGGCUGGGCCUGACUUUCACCAUCCCUUCUUCUUUCUGGUACCUCCGGUGGUUCGAUAUGCCGGGCUUAUUGCAGUAUGCCGACUGGACUAAUUUGAUGAGCUAUGACCUUCACGGGACAUGGGACGAGCACAACCCGAUCGGUGCCAUCGCCCAGGCACAUACCAACCUCACCGAGAUCAAGCUGGCCACACAGCUCCUCUGGCGCGUGGGCGUUAAGCCUGAGCAGGUUGUUCUCGGCUACGGCUUCUACGGGCGCGCCUUCGAACUUGCCGACCCAAGCUGCAAGACACCCGGCUGUCCAUUUGCCGGCGGCGCCAAGAAGGGUCCCUGCUCCAACGAGGCCGGCAUCCUGAUGUACUACGAGAUUCAGGCCAUCCUCAAAAAGUACCCCAACCUGGACCCCGUGUUCGACGAGGAGGCGGCCGUCAAGUACGUCACUUGGGACAACAACCAGUGGAUUUCAUACGACGACGCCGACACGUUUGCGCUCAAGCUAGACUGGGCCAAUGAGAUGGGUUUCGGUGGCUCCAUGAUCUGGGCCGUCGACACCGACGAUGAUAAGUACUCGGCUAUGAGCGGGCUGAUGGGGUACCAAGUCUCGCAUAUCGAUACGACCGAGGUGAAGGCGCUGGCCAUGAACGAUAACAAUGUGGCCGAGACCCUGAAACUGGAGAACGGAGAUGGCUGUCAGAUCAUGAAAGACUACGACUGCACGCAGUUGGCAGAUAUGACGUGUCCCGAUGGGCAGGAGUUGGUGGCUUAUGAUAGAAAUGGAUGCGGGAGUGAGGACGACACUCAAGGAGUGCCCGUCUGCUGCCCCACGGGCUCGACGGGCAAGAAGUGCACGUGGCGGGGAACACCCAAAGACGGCGGCAUCUGGGGCGACUGCAACGGGCAGUGCCACGCGGGCGAGACCAAGAUUGGCGACUCGAGGUACGGGGGCGGAUCCUCGGCGGACGAGAAAUGGCCGCUGAAGAAGUGCGCCCGAGGCCGCAAGGUGCUCUGCUGCGAGGCCAACGAUUGGAAGCAAGUAGUUGACGGCUGCUACUGGACCCCAUGCGUGGGGAGCUCCGGACAGACCCAGUGCAGCGGGAACACGGUUCAGCUUGCGACAAAAAAGGGCUCUUGCUUUAAUGGUGCGGAACAAAAGUAUUGUUGCCCGUGGGAUACCGGGCUGUAUGAGUGCAAAUGGCGCGGUAGCGCGCCCGAUUGCGUGGGGGCAAACUGCAAGACCCACGAGGAUGGAAAGGACUUGUUCGAGGUGCAGGUCGACGCGCAUGCGGGUGGCAGUUCCUGGAACCUCUGCAGUUGGGACAGGAAAAAGGCUCUGUGCUGUCAAGUCAGGGUUGCGAUACCCGAGCCUCUUACCUGCGAAAUCGAUUCCUGCGACAUCGAUUAUGAUUUGUGCUCCCAAACCAACAAGGAUGAGUGGGGAAAUGACCUUGAGCGAAGGGGCAUCGCGACGGCGGAUGAAGAUGAUCAGGGCCUUGCAAUUGUCUCCCGCGACGUCGACCUGGAGAAGCGCGACGGUGGCAAGCGCCCGUAUAAAUGGGUCACGAGCUUUGGUUUGGUCGUUCUGCAGAAUUCCCUGACUUACCCCUCCCCUCAGGGGUAUAUGAGGAGGCUCCGAGAAGGCCAAAUCGAACUUGCGCGAGCUUGGAUGGUGAGAUCACAGAACUGCGGCAGCCCGGGCGUUGAGGCUCGGAGAAUAGACCCGGCCCAGGGCGCUCCCGAUAGGACGCAGGUCGAGCACACGAUACCAUUGGUCACAGUAUCCCGCUUCGGUUCUGUUGCCGAGCACGGCCGAAUGUGGGCGCCUCGUCCCGCGGGAUAUAUCGACAGAAGAGGUAGAGAAAUCGGACAGGCUCACCCUGCAGGCUCGUAUACCGACAGGCCGGCAGCUGGUAACGAGAACUUUUGGCGGAAUGUCUGGAAUAACGCCAACGGCCUACCCCCUGGCCUGCCGCCGGUCACGCAAAACUCGCCGGAGCAAAGACGGCCUGUCGACCGCCUCUACGAGGCGCUGGGCUCUAAUAGCAACGCGGCCCACUUCACCCUGCUCCAGGACAAUAUCAACGGGAUGAAGGGUCGCGUCGAGAUCUUCAACGCUCCCAUGGCCCAGGACAGAUUCGAUACCUUCUUAGAAGAUGCCACUGAUCCCUCAAAUGACUCGCGUAACGUGGACAUCAUGUCCUUCAUGGCCCCACUACGGGAGCUGGUGGGCAUGUUCCAGUAUUUGAGGGCCUCGGACGUCGUCACGCGCAUCGACGCGGGCGCUGCCGCCGUCCACUUCCAGCUCCAGCUCAUCGAGCUACACUCUCCCGACUCGCAGGGUCUGUCAGCGCUUUGGAACGAGUUCUAUCCAGAAUAUUUCCGCCUUGUCUCCGAGUUCGCUCGCACGUGGGCUGGUGACCGAAUUAGGCAGAUCAGGGAGCACUACGAGGCUCACCCCAACAAUGAGUAUCGCGACGAAGUCUUGAAGGCUCUGAAGGUGAUCGAGGGUGACAUUCCUAAGUGGAAGUAUCCUUCCGAAGACUAA